Camelina sativa (false flax) is the source of this 771-nucleotide messenger RNA. The record is from RefSeq and is a predicted model, not a curated record. NCBI's taxonomy places the organism in Eukaryota, Viridiplantae, Streptophyta, Magnoliopsida, Brassicales, Brassicaceae.
GUCAACCAAACUGUUGUUGGCUGUACUUUUGUAAGGCUUCGAAGACUCCACAUCUCUUCUUUCUCUGUCUGAACAAAUCUGAAACCACUUUUUCGUCUUCUUCCAUGAACAUGCACCGAAGCUACAAAAAAAACUUCAUCCGUUACGGAUUUUAAUUUAUAAGAGUAGAGAUUUGUGGAUUAUGUAUCAUCUAUACAUCAGCUGUUUUCUUGGUUUUUAAAAAUGAAUUUUAGCGGUUUUCUCCAUCACGACGACGACAAUUCCUCCGGUGGUGGAAACGAUUUCUCUUCCGCCGCUAUGUCCGGUGGUCUCGUUAAAUCUAUAUUCUCUUCUCCCCGUCUCUCUCUUGGCCUCCAGCAAACGAAUGGAGAAGCCACAAGAACCGGCGAGAGUUUCGAGGUGAGUGUUAGUCGGAGAAGUCCGGAGAGCAGAUCUGGAAGCGAUAACGCCGAAGCACUCUCCGGCGACGAUGACUUUGACGCUUCUGAUAGACCUUUGAAAAAGAAGAAACGUUACCACCGACAUACUCCUCAACAAAUUCAAGAACUCGAAUUGGUUUUCAAGGAGUGUCCUCAUCCCGAUGAGAAACAACGGCUAGAUCUUAGCCGUCGGCUUAACUUGGAUUCUCGACAAGUCAAGUUCUGGUUCCAAAACCGCCGUACUCAGAUGAAGACGCAAAUUGAGCGCCAUGAAAACUCUUUAUUGAGGCAAGAGAACGAUAAGCUCCGAGCAGAGAACAUGUCUGCACGAGAAUUGUGGUCAUAUGAAUGA